Selaginella moellendorffii is the source of this 768-nucleotide messenger RNA. Its product is annotated as pentatricopeptide repeat-containing protein At1g03540-like. Gene Ontology annotation, molecular function: RNA binding; protein binding. The record is from RefSeq and is a predicted model, not a curated record. Bases 1 to 768 code for a protein of 255 amino acids. Gene Ontology annotation, biological process: RNA modification. Lineage: Eukaryota; Viridiplantae; Streptophyta; Lycopodiopsida; Selaginellales; Selaginellaceae. The transcript has 3 exons.
AUGGAGAGGCACGAUGUUGUCUCGUGGACAACGCUGAUGCUCGGAUACAUCCAGGCGGAGCAAGCACCGGCUGCACUGGAUCUCUUCUCGCAGAUGCAGCAAGUCCAAGGCCUAGUACCCGACGCUCCAACUUACACCACUGCACUCCAGGCCUGCGGGAGCUCCAAGGCUCUGGAGACUGGAAGUGCCAUCCACCAGCAGAUCUGUCAUGCCGAGAUGGAAGCCGAGGUGGUCGUCGUGAACUCUCUGCUGGGCUUCUACAGACGGUGUGGCUGCAUGGUGGAAGCUUGUGAAGUUUUCAACUCAGCGGCCAGCACGGGACGUGACGCCGUAACUUGGAACGCGAUCAUCUCCAGCUACUGCCACCAGGGAGAUGUAGUCUCGGCUCCCAGGCUCUUUGAGCGGAUGCUGGAGGAUCACUGGCAGUGUACUUCAGCUUCUUCAGCUUCCCCUCCUUUGACAGCUCAAAGAACUCCUUUGACGCCUUCAGCCCUGCCUGUGGUGCGGCUUGCAAGUGAGUUGAUCCCGAAAGGAGCCUGGAUUGUGUGCUCAACUACCAUUCUACUUGCCCGCUUACGAGUCAGAUGCACAGACUCUCACGGGAAUGCCCACACAACUGUGUCUGAGCAGAGCAGCCAUGGAGCCCUAGGAGUGCAUGGUGUAACACCUGUCACCACGCCCUCUUCCCUUCACUUGGACAAAAGAGUUCCAAGCGGUGCUGGCUUUGGAGGUGGUAGUGGUAAUGCCGACUCAUGUCUUGAGACAUAA